Molecule: messenger RNA, 1241 nt
Organism: Chelonia mydas (Green sea turtle)
Lineage: Eukaryota; Metazoa; Chordata; Testudines; Cheloniidae
Product: interferon beta-like
Exons: 1
Coding region: 534-1241 (235 amino acids)
Biological process (GO): T cell activation involved in immune response; positive regulation of peptidyl-serine phosphorylation of STAT protein; B cell proliferation
Cellular component (GO): extracellular region
Molecular function (GO): cytokine activity; type I interferon receptor binding
Source: RefSeq, a predicted model, not a curated record
AACAAAGGGCUUUACCCCUGCAUGGAUCCUCUGCAGCAGGCUCUAACAUAGGUGCUGCCAUACCCCCUGGCUUGAAGUGGUUUCCUUCAUAUUCACGCUUUAUAGUUUGGUUCAAUGGCUCUCAACAGCCCCACUACACAAACUGUUCCAGCUCCCCUGAGGCCAACCCUUUCCUCCCACUUCCUCCAGGCCUCAAAACUUUAAAUAUACCUAAACUAGUUUUGUCUGUCAAAUGCAGGAAGUGAUGAAUGGGAACUGUAGGGUUUGAUGAAUUUGCGGUCUUCUCUCUACCACUUCUCUCUACCACUUCCGAAGUGUGGAUGAUCUUAUUAAAUUAGAUCUUUAAAUUAAGGCAUCAUGAAAAGCCUGUAUGUAUGUGGAUCCAGCAUAAGUGAAAGGGGUUUGGUCACUUUCACAACAAUACAAAAAGGAGGAAGCGUGGAAAAAGAAUCUAGAAAGCAGUGAAUUAUACAGAAAGAAAAAGACUGAAGCCUCCAGGAGGGAAAAACCUUUAAAAAAAAAAACAGAAAAUCAUGAAACAAAAAUUCUGCAGCCAAUUAUUUAAAAUCAGAGACAUGAAGGAAAGACACAGCAGUCUACAUAGGACCCUCAACAAAUUCCAGGCUCAAGGUUCCACACAAAGAAAAGAAGUGGAAGACAUCGGCAUGACCACCAGGUGUUUGCUGCACAUUUGCCUCAUACUGCUCUUCUCCACUGAAAUCUCAUCUCAGCUCUGUACCAUGCUUCACUUCCAGCAGAACAAAGUGAACAAAGAGAGCUUGGAGCUUCUGGAGAAAGUGAGCGGAAAUCUCCCCUCACAAUGCAUAAAUGAAAGGGCAGCUUUCAAACCCACCCAGGAUGUCCUCCAACUCCCAGUGGCCCAGAAGGAGAAUGCCAAGGUGGUAAUUCAAGAGAUCCUCCAAGAGAUCUUCAACAUCUUUAGCAAAAACCUCACCCAAAGUGCCUGGGAUGCCACUUCCAUAGUCAGGUUCCAAAAUGGCCUUUACCAGCAAAUUCAGCGGCUGGAGGCAUGUUUGAGAGCACAGACAGAGAAGGGCUUAACCAACCCAGAAAGUCAGGACCUCCAGAUCACCAGUUGGAGAGUGAAAAAAUACUUUCAGGGGAUAGAUGCUUUCCUGAAAGAAAAGCAAUACAGCCUGUGUGCCUGGGAGAUCAUUCGCGUGGAAAUACCCAGAUGUUUUGUGCUGGUUGACAAACUCACUCGAAGGCUGAGUAACUAA